AAGAAAGCAGUAGCCUGGAAGGACUUGCCUCACAAGCAGCAGCUCAUGGUGAUCGUCCUCACCAGGUUGUCGGAGCCUCUUGUCCAGACCAGUCUGCAAUCUUAUAUGUUCUAUCAGCUGAAGUGGUUCGACCCGUCACUUCCGGACUCGGUUAUUGCCACACAGGCGGGGAUCCUACAUGCCUCCUUCACAGCUGCGCAGUUAUUUACAGCCAUGCUCUGGGGGCGUAUUGCCGAUUCCAGUCGCUUUGGCCGCAAGACGGUUCUCCUCAUUGGUCUGACGGGCACCAUGGUAUCCUGUCUGGGGUUUGGCUUCAGCACGGCGUUCUGGCAGGCGCUGCUGUUUAGGAGCCUGGGAGGCGCUACGAACGGAAAUGUCGGUGUUCUCAGGACGAUGAUCUCGGAAAUCGUGCGUGAGAAGAAGUAUCAGCAGAGGGCCUUCGUUCUGCUGCCAAUGACUUUCAAUAUCGGUGUCAUCAUUGGACCCAUCCUCGGCGGGCUCCUCGCCGACCCUGCAACCAGUUAUCCAACUGUCUUCGGGGAGGUCGAGUUUUUCCGUCGCUUCCCGUACGCCUUACCGAACAUCGUCAGUGCGUUUCUUUUGAUGUCUGCAGCCUUGUCAGCUUGGUUGCGCCUGGAAGAAACGCUCGACACGCGAGCCGACAGGAGAGACUGGGGAAUUGAGCUCGGAAAGAAGAUCUCUUCGGCUGUGUCCUGCUGCUUUCGUAGGCAGGCGUCGGUCAAAUACGAAGCCCUUGCGUCUACUGAAGACGCCAACACCAGCUUCGAGAUGGCACACUCCCCGACCUCGCCGAGGAUGUCCUCUGCGGUCGGGAGGGACUCAACUUCUACGAAGCGGCGACCUCGGUAUACCCAGCGCCUUGCCUUCCGCCGCAUUUUUACCCGCAACGUCUGCACAACCCUCGUUGCUCAUUCUCUCCUCGCCUUCCACGUGGGCACCUUCAACUCCCUGUGGUUCGUCUUCCUUUCGACUCCGGUCUACGAUCCUGCCAAGCCGUCGGCGGCCGAGCGUCACUUGCCGUUCGUCUUUACAGGUGGACUAGGUCUUCCGCCCGCUAAAGUCGGUGUGGCAAUGUCGAUCCUGGGCAUUAUUGGUAUUACUUUGCAACUGGUCGUCUAUCCAGCCUUGUCUGCACGACUGGGCACUGUGCGCUGUCUGCGGUUGUUCCUCCUCUGCUUCCCUGUUACCUACUUCCUGCUUCCAUACCUGUCACUUGUGCCGAGCGCGUCGCCUCCGCCGAGCCCAAAGUCCGGCAUCUUGCUAUGGAUCUCCAUAGCAGCUGUUUUAUUCUUUCAGGUGGUCGGGAGGACCUUUAGCCUGCCCAACAGCACAAUCUUGGUAAACAACUGCUCACCACAUCCAAGCGUUCUGGGAACCGUGCACGGCCUAGCACAGAGUUGUACCUCGGCGGCAAGGACCAUUGGCCCAAUGCUCUGUGGAUAUCUAUAUGGCCUCGGACUUGCCAGAGGAGUCGUUGGCGCUGUGUGGUGGGGCCUGAGCGGCUUCGCGACCAUUGGAUGGAUGGCGAGCUGGCUCGUGAGAGAAGGUGAUGGCCACGAGAUUUGGCUGGAGGGUGAUGACGAAGGAGAGGUGGCAGCG
Messenger RNA from Cryphonectria parasitica EP155, 1620 nucleotides. Its product is annotated as MFS general substrate transporter. The annotation marks the transcript as partial. Gene Ontology annotation, biological process: transmembrane transport. The record is from RefSeq and is a predicted model, not a curated record. Gene Ontology annotation, molecular function: transmembrane transporter activity. NCBI's taxonomy places the organism in Eukaryota, Fungi, Ascomycota, Sordariomycetes, Diaporthales, Cryphonectriaceae. The transcript has 2 exons.